Molecule: messenger RNA, 941 nt
Organism: Drosophila biarmipes
Lineage: Eukaryota; Metazoa; Arthropoda; Insecta; Diptera; Drosophilidae
Product: phenoloxidase-activating factor 2
Exons: 2
Coding region: 45-863 (272 amino acids)
Biological process (GO): proteolysis
Molecular function (GO): serine-type endopeptidase activity
Source: RefSeq, a predicted model, not a curated record
UUCUACACGCUCUGAAUCAUUUUUGCCGGAGACCUCGUCAAGAAAUGACUCUGUAUUUCACGUUUCUUCUGCCGCUGCUGAUCAGCUUUGCUAUUGGACAGCAAUAUGGCCAUCAGUUGCAACCUGCCCGCAAUCCAAGCCAGAGUGGAACGGAGAAAUUCCCCUGGGUGGUGGCUGUGCUGAACAAAGACGAUUUGAUAACUGUGUACAUAGGAUCGGGAUCUCUGAUUAAACCCAAUGUGGUGCUCACUGCCGUUCAUAUCCUGAACGAUAUACCGAAAAGUGAACUUCUAGUGCGCGCUGGCGAGAGGGAUAGAUCCACGCCGCAGGAUCAGCAGCACGUGGAUCUUAAGGUCCUGACGGUAGUUCGACACGAACAGUUCAACAAGUACAGCGCGGAAAACAACGUGGCCCUGCUCAUUUUGGAAUCAGAAGUUGAGAUAACUAGGAACAUCCAAACGAUUGCCCUGUACGCAAAUGGAGCUCAAAUCCAAGCGAAAUCCUGCUUCUUCAACGGCUGGGGCAAGGAGAAGUGGGACUCGGAGGAUUAUCCCACCAUCAUUAAGAAAACCGAAAUAGAUAUAAUCGAACGUAACUCCUGCCAGCGACAAUUGGGUCGGCCGAUAAGCUAUCUUCAGUUUUGUGCCGCUGGCCUGCUGGGAAAGGACUGCAGUGGCGACGGCGGAGCUCCGGUGGUUUGUAGAACAAUUGCAAAUCCCUCAGGCCUCGUGCAGGUGGGCGUGGUCAACUGGGGAUCUCGCAAGCCCGGCGAUAACAAACCCGCCAUCUUCACGGAUGUGUACAGCCUGCGAGGCUGGAUUGAUUACCAGCUUAGAUUACCAACGAAUUUCGCUGCCAAAUAGAUUGUAACAAAGAAGUAGCUUUAGUAACAAUCUUCAGUUGAAUGAGGAACAAAUAAAUUUUCUGUGUGAGAAAUACAA